This is a messenger RNA of Drosophila subpulchrella, 4210 nucleotides long. RefSeq lists its product as uncharacterized. Gene Ontology annotation, molecular function: NAD binding; protein homodimerization activity; glycerol-3-phosphate dehydrogenase [NAD(P)+] activity. Gene Ontology annotation, biological process: carbohydrate metabolic process; glycerol-3-phosphate catabolic process. The transcript has 6 exons. Bases 140 to 4072 code for a protein of 1310 amino acids. The record is from RefSeq and is a predicted model, not a curated record. Lineage: Eukaryota; Metazoa; Arthropoda; Insecta; Diptera; Drosophilidae. Gene Ontology annotation, cellular component: glycerol-3-phosphate dehydrogenase (FAD) complex; cytosol.
AUUUGGACGUCAUCUUACUCUGGACUAUCAAAAUUCACAAUAAAAUUUAAAGCGUUCUACAUUUAGUAAACACACAGGCGGUCAUUUGGUCGUGUUUCGGCCCUAAAUUAUUUAUACACGUUGAUUUAAAGGUGGAUCGAUGGACGGAAAGCUGAAAGUAUGCAUCAUUGGCGCCGAGGGCUGGGGCUCGGCCAUUGCAGCCGCCGUGAGCAAUAAUGUCUUGAAGGGUGACUUCGACAGCCGGGUCCAUAUCUAUGUCUACGAUGAGAUGAUUCGGAACAGCGUCCUAUCGGAGGUCAUAAACAGUCGUCAUGAGAAUAUCAAGUAUCUGCCUGGGAUCAAGCUGCCCACAAACCUGAUCGCUGUUAAUGAUCUAUUGGAAGCUGCCCAGAAUGCAGAUAUCUUGAUAUUUUCCACGCCCCACGAGUUCGUCAAAUCCUACUGCAACAUACUGUCUGGAAAUCUGAAGGAGUCUGCCUUUGCCGUGUCCAUGACCAAAGGCUUGAUGCGCGUGCGGGACGAGGAGAUUGGGCUCGUGUCGCACACCAUCAGCGAGCGACUGGGUAUCCCGUGCUACUCGAUGAUGUCCACCCAUAGUGCAAUGAAAAUGGCUCAGGGAAAGUUGUGCGAGGUUACCAUCGGUUGCAACGAUGAUGCUCAUGCCAAGCUGCUGACCACCGUCCUGCAGACCAAUAACUGCCGGGUUAAUUCUGUAAAUGACGUUGAUGGUGUGGAGCUCUGUGGAACGCUCACGGACGUCAUUGCCCUGGGAGCAGGAUUUGCCGAUGGGCUGCGUCUGGGCGAGAACGCUCGCGUGGCCGCCGUCCACCUGGGCAUCAAGGAGAUGAUGCGGUUUAUCAAGGCGUUCUUUCCGUCCGCCAAAAUGUCCACGUUCUACGAGAGCUGCGGCGUGGCGAACUCAGUGGCCUCGAGCUAUGUCGAUAAAAACGCCACCUUUGCCAAGAGUUUAGUUACCUCGGGAAAAACGAUUGAGGAAAUAGAAGCCUACCUCCACAAGAGCCGCAGGGUAUUAGGACCAAAGGUGGCCAGUGAUGUUAAUGUAUUGUUACAGAGGGAGCUAAUGCAACACGAAUUUCCGCUUUUUACGGCCAUUCAUCUUAUUUGCCAGAGUGAAGCUCCGCCGGACCUUAUGCUGGAAGCACUAAGAAAUCACCCAGAUUUGAGCAAUUCGUCGAUAUCGCAAUUACUAAACCAUGAGAAGGGCGAGCCAAAUAUGGACCUAGUGCUAGAUCAAGUAGCUGACACCCUGCCCAAACUGAGGACCGCCUUAGAUAAGGUAUUGAUCGAGGCCGGAAACGAGAGUUUUAAGCACCUUAAGGUGACGGAAGACUGGACGGAAGUCAACGACUACGACGUUGAAGAGUCGGAUCGGCGACAAGUGGCUCCACAGGAUGAGAUCGAAGAAAUCCCCAAUAAACUGAGUGUCCAAGCCGCCCGGCUCCAUAAUGACAUCCUGGACGGGAAUGUGCAGGUGGCCUUUAAGAUGGACAUUGAUGAAGGCGACCGGCAUGUGCGGCUCUUACUGGAGGAGGACCGAGAUGCUAACAGAACAGGGUCUGCAAUAUCACCCAGAUUGGUUGCAGGCCAAGAGAGUAAUAAUGACAGCAGGGGUCGGGGAAACUUUAUAAACUCUUCCUCUGAGCACAUGGCCAACAGAGGCCCAGAUACGCCUGAUGUUCUGGACAUAAGUUCCGAAUCUGAGCCACUGGAUGAUGUGAAGCCAAAUCCUUCCAAACUUUCAGAGAUGGCAAGUCUGAAAUUAAAAAUCGACGAACAAGAAGCUGCCAAUUUUAAAGCUCAGGAAAAUCUAAUAAAAUCAAUUAGGCAAACUAUUCAGGCCCUGGGUGAUAAAGAAAAAAUGGAAAGUCUAAUCGCUAACAGUCAAAUGAAGGAGGAUGCUUUGCAAAUGAAAAGCCAAGAAGAGGAGGAAUCUUCUCAACUGAGAAGCCAAAUGGAUGAGGAAACCUCUGAACCAGAAACAAAAAUGGUUGAGGAAACUUCCCAACUAAAAAGCCAAAUGGAGGAGGAAUCUUCUCAUAUGACAAGCCAAAUGGAGGGGGAAACUGCUCGCAUAGAGAAUCAAAUGGAGGAGGAACCUUCUCAACUGAAUAGCCAAAUGGAAGAGGAAGCCCUUGAACCCAAAAACCAAAUGGAGGAGGAAACUUCAGAACUGAAAAGCCAAAUGGAGGAGGAAACAUCUCGACUUAAAAACCUGGCAGAUAAAUCCGAAUUGGUUGGACACAACGCUGAGGAAGAGCAAUUUCUUGAAGAACCAACAGACAAACAUCAGUACAAAUUAAAAUCAAAUACUGAAAGCCUUAAAGCGCUUAUGUUUAACGAAUCCGAAGAGCCUUUGGAGAGCGAAAAGCUUGUUGAAAUGAAGCUACAAGACGAACACGAUUUCGAUUUGGACGAGGAGCCAGCCAUAGCAAAAAAAAACCGUACUUACACUAAAGAGAACAUGGAGCUCGAGGAGCUGCUCGAGUGGCAAAAACUAAUGCGACGAGAGAAAGAGUUUUACUCCACAGCAGAACUGGAAGAUCCCACAGCCUGGGAAGACAACUCCAGACUCCCAAUCGAGCAUGAAGAUAGACUUCAGGAUAUGACUAGCAACCAGGAGGCAGAACUCAUUCAAGUACGGGCUGAGAAAAAGGAGGUCAGCGGAGCAGAGGAUGAGAAGCUGUUGAACAAGGUGGACGAUGCCAACUUCCGCUACUACAGCGAAAACAAGGGUACUGAAACUGGUCACUAUGAGUGGGAUUGGCUAAAGAACAAUGAAAAGUUAGAUACCGACGAGAUUAUGACGGAAUUUUCCACCAACGAAAUAGAUGAAACACUCAGCAAAUCUGACCAGGAUAAGCUGGAGAAUCUUACACAUCAACUUAAUGGAGCUUUGCAGCAUGAUUUGGAGGUGCUGUCAGCUAGUCGGGGUGAUGAGUCCAAUGAAGCCCUGUCCGAGGAUUUAGAUCCCGAAGCUGCAAAGAAAAUUACGGAGCAACCCACUCCCACUCAAAUUCCUGCAGUGCCUUUGCCGAUGCCACUACCCAACAAACAGUCGCACAUCCGUGAGGGCACUCCCCAGUUCCAAAAUCCGCCCCGAUCUGUUCCUCCACCUUCGCCUCAAACCAAACCGCCCUCGCCCAAGGAACAGCAGCCCCAUCCCACGACUGCCCCCAUGAAAUUCCAGCACAUGGAUGAAGUCAUUCAGCCGGAGAUGUCAGUUGCGGAUCAGGAGGUCACGAAGAUGUCAGAUUCGGAUCAGAAGGUCCAGGAUGCUAGGAAGGUGUCCAAAAUUGAGCCGUUAACUGAGCAGGUGGCAAAGAAUGUCUCUACGCUAGAGUCACCGAAACUAAAAGAGGAAACUACACCUAAGCAGAGCAGGGCGGAAAUCAAAAGAAGCCAGCAAAGUGACUCCAGUAAACCACCUGGUGAUGCCACACCUACAGAACAACGUAAGACCACGGGAACAACCGAAAAGCAACGGCAAAAUAUAGAAAACCAGAAGGCCCAGCUGGAAAGAAUGGGUAAGAAGAUCAGCGUUAUGCGGAAGGGUCAAGACCGUCGGGUCAGCUACAGGGGAGAAAACCCCUUCAGAGGGCAGCCGGAUCUAGAGUCAAGGCCGCCGAUGGACACCAGCCACGAAAAGGAUAGAGCGAGGGAGUCCCAAGGUCUGGGCCAUCAGCGGCGCAAGGUGGUGGUGACGCCACCCUUCCAUCCUCCUAUCAAUCCUCGAAUGCGAGUGCCACGGCCACCUUUUGAUGGACGGGAUCAUGAGUUCCAUACAAUGAGCAUUAGACCGGUGGGGGAACACCUUGUUUCGGCGGGGAAGUGGCCGCCCAUGCCUACAAAUCUGAGGUCGAAUCGCACCUCCUUGGUGGCCACCAUUCAGGUGAAACAGUUUGGCGCCCUGCCCAGCCAGGGGCAGUCCAUCCCGCGACCCUGGCUGAAGAUUCCCUCGGGAGUGCCCCGCACGCCCACGUUCACAAAGAUCAUUUGCGCCCUGCAGCUGGGACUGCUGGCCACCUACCUGGCUCAGCGAAAAAGGGACUAGUCACUGGAUAAGCAGCUAAAGAUCCAAAGAUUUAACCAACUCUAGCUCGGCGUUUCGAUUCCCCUGAUGCAAGCACUAGCAGCUCUAAUGAAUAUAGAAUACUUUAAUUUUUAUACAAAUAAAGGGUGUUACGUCUUA